AUGUACUUAAAACUUAGAGAAAAGCAAGUAGAUUUUUAUAUGUUCAUAAACUUCCAGUUCCAGGUUUUAAUGGAAAACAAGAGAGCUUACAUGUUCUUUCUGUUACUCCUUUGUAAUCUCACGUUAUGUUCUUCAGGUUCUCUGGUAGGCUACACUUAUAAAGAAAAGACAAAGGUUUCCAUAACCUCCGCCACUGAUCUGAAAACCAAUCCAACUACGGCGCCAUUCACAACGCCGAUAACUAAUCCUACAACGACUUAUCCAGUCCCACCAGCUGGAAGCACUCCAGUGGCGAUGCCCAUUGCCACACCCUAUACGACACCCUCUGCGAACCCGGGAACAUCUAGUCCUCCACCUGGUUUGGACUCUUUGGAGCAGAUAUGGUGUGUGGCUAGAACAGGACUGGUGGAAAGUGCUCUUCAAUCUGCACUAGAUUAUGUGUGUGGGAUCCCAGGUGCCGACUGCUCAGCUAUCGAACAGAAUGGUACUGGUUCUUGUGUUUACCCAUCAUCUUCAUCACUAGCAGCAACAACGCCCUCAAGCUCUAGCUCAUCUUCAUCUGUACUGAAUACUGGCAGUCCUGCAACCAGUGAUGCACCCAUUUCCGAGUUUCGACCUUCACCCUAUAGUAGCUCUUCAAUGUCUGGCUCAGCUCUCCUGAAGCCAUUGUAUCCUACUACUGUACUCCUUACUUCACUUUUCACCGCAAAACUGAUGGCGAAUAUGAGGUUGAUGGGUGAGAAGAGGAAGCAUUCAGUAAGCAAUUUUGAUUUCGAUAGCUCUGCAAAUGGAGAAACUUGUUCUUAG
Papaver somniferum (opium poppy) is the source of this 807-nucleotide messenger RNA. RefSeq names its product A-agglutinin anchorage subunit-like. The transcript is spliced from 5 exons. Lineage: Eukaryota; Viridiplantae; Streptophyta; Magnoliopsida; Ranunculales; Papaveraceae. The record is from RefSeq and is a predicted model, not a curated record. Bases 1 to 807 code for a protein of 268 amino acids.